This is a messenger RNA of Cryptotermes secundus, 2000 nucleotides long. RefSeq names its product negative elongation factor D (gene TH1). Gene Ontology annotation, molecular function: RNA binding. Gene Ontology annotation, biological process: negative regulation of transcription elongation by RNA polymerase II. Bases 147 to 1889 code for a protein of 580 amino acids. The record is from RefSeq and is a predicted model, not a curated record. Gene Ontology annotation, cellular component: nucleus; NELF complex. The transcript has 14 exons. Lineage: Eukaryota; Metazoa; Arthropoda; Insecta; Blattodea; Kalotermitidae.
GUGAAGGCAAAGAUUGCAAUAUGUCAUGGAGGCGAAGGUACAGCGUAACAUUUGUUUAGAUGCGAAACGUUAUAGUUAUUCAGUUUUUCAUUGAAUUUUAGAAUUAUGAUUUAGUGUUGGUAAAAUAUUAAUGUAAUUAUAACAUCAUGGAUGAUGAAUUUGACGAUAAAGGUUGGGAUGGAGACAUAGGAGAUGGAGAGUCUGAAGGAGGGGAAGAACCAAUGGAAAGCCCACAGGAAAUUUUGAAAGAAUGCCUAGAGAAGUUCAGCACACCUGAUUACAUCAUGGAACCCGGCAUCUUCACUCAGUUGAAGAGGUACUUCCAAGCAGGUGGAAAUCCUGAGCAAGUUAUUGAACUUUUGUCUCACAACUACAGUGCUGUGGCACAGAUGGCGAAUCUGCUUGCUGAGUGGCUUAUUCUUGGAGGAGUUAAGGUGACAGAUGUUCAAGCAAUGGUCGAAAAUCAUCUCAAGGAUAUGAUCCUCAAGACAUUUGAUCCGAAGAAGGCAGACACAAUUUUCACUGAAGAGGGUGAGACACCUGCCUGGCUAACAGAAAUGAUUGAACAUCCCACAUGGCGCUCUCUCAUCUACCGUCUGGCUGAGGAGUAUCCAGACUGCCUCAUGCUUAACUUUACUAUCAAGCUUAUAUCUGAUGCAGGAUUCCAGGGAGAGAUCACCAGCAUAUCAACAGCUGCUCAGCAGAUUGAAGUAUUUUCCCGUGUUCUCAAGACUACCAUCUCAAGCUUCCUUCAGAAUUCAGAAGACUGGCAAAACAGCAUUUUGGAAUGUGCAAAAAUGGUGUGCCAUGGACAGCACACAUAUGUGUAUAGUCAGGUAUUGCUGCAAGUCCUGUCCCAGGAACCCAAGGGUGGCUCCAACAUGAAGCGGCUAUCACAGGAGAUUACACGCUGUGCACAACAGAACCAGCAUGAUGUAACCCCCAUCACGAUGGCACUGAAUGGUGCUGCGAGGUUUCCACAAGCAUGUCAGGCACUCACAUCCAUGCUGUCACGCAACACGUUGAACCCAGCUGACAUUACAGUAUUAUUCCGCAACUAUUCUGCCAUGGAUCCACCACCUAUUGACUUGGUUCGAACUCCUCAGUUCCUGGAGCUGCUGGUAGACUCAUUGUUUAAACCAGGCAUAAAACUAAAUCCAGAACACAAACCAAAGUAUAUCUAUCUACUGGCUUAUGCUGCUAGUGUGUGUGAGGUUUCAUCUGGCAAGAAGGGACAGCCAGCACGCAAGACACUCAAUAAGGAGGAGCUGAAGGCUACAAUCCAGGCAAUUGAGAAGGUUCAUAGCAUUUGUAACAUAAACAGAGGUUCAGCAGAACUCAUAGCUGAACUGAGCACUCUAUAUCAAUGUAUCAGGUUCCCCGUAGUAUCAGUUGGUGUGGUGCGAUGGGUGGAAAGUACAGUCACAGAACCUAGCUAUUUCAAACUUUGUACAGAACACACGCCAAUCCACUUGGCUCUUCUCGAUGAGGUGGUCACAUGUCAUCUCCUGCUUCAUCCAAAGGUCCUCCAACUGUUAAUUCAGCUAUUUGAGUCAAAACAGGAUGAACUGGAGAUCCUGGUACAGUUGGAGAUGAGAAAAAUGCUGCUGGAUCGCAUGGUGAAUCUCUUGAGUCGAGGUUGUGUGGUGCCAGUGGUGAAGUACAUCAAGCAGUGUUGGUUACGUGGUGACACCGACAUAUCCCUUAUACGUUACUUUGUCACAGAGGUGCUGGAAGCUAUUGCACCACCAUAUACACCUGAAUUUGUGCAGCUUUUCCUGCCCAUGGUUGAAAAUGAAGAAAUCACUGGCACGAUGAGGGGUGAUGGGGAGAAUGAUCCUGUCUCAGAAUUCAUUGUACACUGCAAGGCACACUACAUGGUCCUGUGAAUCAAGAUGCCUCAAUAUAUUUUCGAUUUCCUGCUUCAAUAUCACUUAAUGUGUGUAAGGUCAAGCUCUCUGAUAAUAAAUAUUUGUCUUCCAGCAACUGUGUGACUUCAA